AACACUAUGGAGCUAGCAAGAAAAGAGUUACCCUUUUACUUACAUUUUUGGGUUCAAGUCCAUGGAUUACCAAAUUUCUCUUUCACCCAACAAAAUGCAUUCAUGAUUGGUCAUUUUUUAGGAGAGUAUUUGUGUGUUGACAAAACUGUUUGGGGUAAGUUUAUGAGGAUUCGGGUCAAACUGGAUAUUAAAAAUCCAUUAGUCACUGGAUUUUGGGUAAUGCCGAAUAUUUGGAUUCCUUUCAAAUAUGAAAAUUUGGGAUUGUUUUGUUACAAAUGUGGUCGUAUUGGAAAUCAUCAAAACACAUGUAAAUUCCCACCUGGGAAUGAAAAGUUUGGUCCUUGGCUGCGUGUUGAAAGUUCGGGUUUUCGUAGAGUAAUGGAGGAGAAGAAGAACUCCAUGAUUGUGGUUGAGAAAGAAAAUUUCACAUUGAUUCCUUCACCAAAUCUAUUGGCAUGGCCAGAAGUGGAAGAUGAUUUUGAAAAUACUAUACCACCAAUGAAUGAGUGGGCGAGGUUGACGAUUGACGGAGUUGAUUCGAUUAUUAUGAUGGUGAAUUGUUCAGUAAUAGCAUACCGAGUAGCAGAGGCUAAUGAAGUUAAAGGUUAUGGCUGGUUGAUUGUCAUGAUGGCUGCUUAUUUCUUCUACUUGAUGCUCAAAUUCAAUGUUAUGGUCCAGCGUAUCGGUUUCUUUUGCAGUGGAGGAAGCACCAUGGUUGAGUAUAGUCAAGUGGCUCAGCUGAAGGAUUUGCUUAUCUUGCUCAUGUUUUGUGUUGUCUUUCUUGUGUCUUGUUGA
Solanum tuberosum (potato) is the source of this 795-nucleotide messenger RNA. RefSeq lists its product as uncharacterized. NCBI's taxonomy places the organism in Eukaryota, Viridiplantae, Streptophyta, Magnoliopsida, Solanales, Solanaceae. The record is from RefSeq and is a predicted model, not a curated record. Bases 7 to 795 code for a protein of 262 amino acids. The transcript is spliced from 2 exons.